AGCAUAAAUGCAAGACCAGCAAGGCCUUCAACAAACAAGAGGUGAAGCAGUGGAAGCAUCUGCGUAUUCAACACCUGGAAGAAGCCGUUAAGAUAAAGCCUUCAUUUGUUGUCGCAAUUGCUGAUCUGGCACUGCUGCAUGGACAGGAAAUGAAUUUAAGCAGGGCUGAGGAGCUGUUCCAACAGGCAUUUCAGAAUUUAGCAACGGACAAAGGCGCUACUCAGGCUUUCCAUCUGAACUAUGCUGACUUUUAUCUCUAUCACACCAAACAGGAAGCUAAAGCGAUCCCUCACUACAUUGAGGGUCUGCGUUUAACACAGGACACAUGGGAGUGGAACCAGUGCGUUAUGAAGCUGAAGAUGAUCGCAGAGCGGCACCUCUCCUAUGACAAGAACGACGCCCAGUCUUACGGCCUGUUGGGUCUGGUGGCCAAAGCUGAAGGCAAAAAGAAGAAAGCUGAGGAGUUCUAUGAGAAAGCUCUGGACUGUGACGAAAACAACGAUGAGUACCUGUCUGCUCUCUGUGAGCUGCGCAUGGAGCUGCAGUGAUGAAGCACAGAGAUCAGAGCCCCGUUUCAGAAAGCAGGUUCAACAAACUCUGAGUGUAAACCUGAACUCUGAGUGGGCAAACUCAGAGUUUGCCGUUUCAGAACAGCUGAUCAGAAUAAGUUCAGUCAACCCUGAGUAUAUUGAGCCUGAUUGAAGCGCGUGCGUGGGGAUGAAAAAAAGCCUCAUCAAUGGAGCUCCGAUACUACAAUUCACCAUGGCAACGGGUAAAUAAAGGCAGAGCCUCCAUUUUAAUUGGGUGGAGCUAGAAAUAUGAA
Messenger RNA from Micropterus salmoides (largemouth bass), 823 nucleotides. Its product is annotated as interferon-induced protein with tetratricopeptide repeats 5-like. Gene Ontology annotation, biological process: defense response to virus. The coding region runs from base 150 to 548 and encodes 132 amino acids. The record is from RefSeq and is a predicted model, not a curated record. The transcript is spliced from 5 exons. Gene Ontology annotation, molecular function: protein binding. NCBI's taxonomy places the organism in Eukaryota, Metazoa, Chordata, Actinopteri, Centrarchiformes, Centrarchidae. Gene Ontology annotation, cellular component: cytosol.